AUGGAAACAUUGGAACUCACUGAAGAGGAUGGCAACGGUAAAAAAGAUUCGAACUACUCCUACUUAGCGCUUAACGUAAUGUUAAAUGAGGUACUAGUAGACAUCGUCCAGUCCUCGUUAGCUUAUAAACUAGUGAAACUGGAAUGUCUCCCCAACGCUCGAUAUAUUCGCAAUGCUACAUGCGCCAUAAAGGCUGUCAAUCGCUACCGUUCACUCGCCAAUAUGGAAUGUGACAUUGUCGAUCGCUUACAGAAUGUUUCGCUCAACUUGGAGAUUUUCCAGCGAAACACCGCUAAUCACUUCAAACCGUUUCUUGUCAAUGUAACCACCAAUGUUUGUAAAAUUUUUGAUAGACAAAGUUUUGAUGCCUACGCAACAAUAGUUGCGAAAAUUCUCAAAGAUGUGUCGAAUGUCAAUCACACUUGUCCAUAUAUGAACCAUCUGAUUGUGAAAAAUCUGCUUUUGGAGGCCAGAUACCUACCCAUUGUACCGCCUUUGGGAUUCUACAAGCUCGUUUUGCACUUCCUCGAAGGUUUUCCCUACGAUGAUGUAGGUUCCGUUAUACUGUACGUGCAAAUAACUGAAGUAAAGGAAUUUAAAGCACUUACAAGAGUGCCCAAGUUCCGGCAGCUAUAA
Molecule: messenger RNA, 636 nt
Organism: Anastrepha ludens (Mexican fruit fly)
Lineage: Eukaryota; Metazoa; Arthropoda; Insecta; Diptera; Tephritidae
Exons: 4
Coding region: 1-636 (211 amino acids)
Source: RefSeq, a predicted model, not a curated record